This is a messenger RNA of Poecilia latipinna (sailfin molly), 4382 nucleotides long. RefSeq names its product nudix (nucleoside diphosphate linked moiety X)-type motif 4b (gene nudt4b). NCBI's taxonomy places the organism in Eukaryota, Metazoa, Chordata, Actinopteri, Cyprinodontiformes, Poeciliidae. The transcript is spliced from 5 exons. Gene Ontology annotation, molecular function: bis(5'-adenosyl)-pentaphosphatase activity; bis(5'-adenosyl)-hexaphosphatase activity; diphosphoinositol-polyphosphate diphosphatase activity. Gene Ontology annotation, biological process: diphosphoinositol polyphosphate metabolic process; diadenosine pentaphosphate catabolic process; diadenosine hexaphosphate catabolic process. Bases 338 to 898 code for a protein of 186 amino acids. Gene Ontology annotation, cellular component: cytoplasm; nucleus. The record is from RefSeq and is a predicted model, not a curated record.
AUGUAUGGAUCCAGAGGAGGGCUGAGGAGGUGUAGUCUUCAUAAGAUCUGUCCCUGUGGGAACUUACACAUUUACCGCUGGCUUGAGCUCAUUGUGCUUUUUCAUUUUUUUGACGGGAGUUUGGAGGUAAGCUGAAUCACAGGGUUGUACGACUGGGACAUCUCUUACAUAUACCUCGUCACCCAGCUGAUGACAGAUAAUCUCGGACCUUGGAUGCAAAGGCAAGCGGCGAUGCGUUGGCACCGCUCUUAACUCUUUGGACACAAACUGAGCUGAAGCUUGUUUUUUGCUGGUUGCUAUCUUCAAGAAGGGCAGAGGAAAUCUGGAAUCCACGAUAAUGAAGCUGAAACCGAACCAGACCAGGACGUACGACGGAGAGGGUUUUAAGAAAAGAGCGGCGUGUCUGUGCUUCAAGAAUGAACGGGAGGAGGAGGUUCUGCUGGUCAGCAGCAGUCGGCACCCGGAUCAGUGGAUCGUUCCUGGAGGAGGGAUGGAGCCCGAGGAGGAGCCGUGGGGCGCCGCGGUGCGAGAAGUCUUCGAGGAGGCCGGAGUGAAGGGCAAACUGGGACGCCUGCUCGGUGUGUUUGAGCAAAACCAGGACCGGAAACACCGGACGUACGUUUAUGUUUUGACUGUGACGGAGACGCUGGAGGCCUGGGAGGACUCGGUUAACAUAGGCCGGAAGCGGGAGUGGUUCACCGUGGACGAGGCCAUCAAAGUGCUGCAGAGCCACAAACCGGUUCACGCCGAGUACCUGCGGAGACUCCAGCUCAGCUGCUCCCCCACCAACGGGAACUCCAUCCUCCCGAGCCCGCCUCCGAACGACAACUACCCCCACUACGGCACCACCACCGGCGCCCCUUCGACGGGCGCCGUGCUGGGCUCCUCCUGCAGAUAGGACCUCACCGCGCCGCCACCGCCUCGCCUGUCCCGGCUUGGACAGUUUACAGAAAGUCUGUACAGUCGCUUGCAUGAAAUCUAAAAGGCUUCUCAGAGCCUCGGCUCGCCUGUAUUUAUUAUUUCUUCCCCCUCGCUUCGAGACUGACCAAAGCUGCUGGCAGGACUGUGAUGAAAGACUGAAACGUCUCUUCUGCUGGCAAGAUUCAGACUGCGGCGUUGGGGAGGGGGGAAAAAAACAAAACAAGGAUGCUGGACACUGCUGGUGCGAAUGAACUUUAAUUAUGGGAUGCCUUAUUGAAACUUUGUACGAAUGUUUUAAUUCACUAACCGUCACGGUUACCUUUUUAGCGGCGACUUGCGGGAUGUGGGGAAAAACAAAACAAAACAAAAGAGUAGCUGGCUCCAGCAGCACAUCGGUGUGCAGAAUGUUUCCAUGGUAAUGUCAUCAACAUACGAUGGUAACGGUAAAUAUAUUACACAUGAAUAUUUAUUAAAAAGAAAACACCUUCAAGUUCACAAAUCCCUUUGUUCCACUUUUUCUUUCUUUUUUCUUUUUUUAGAUGCAAAAUAUAAAGAUAAAUUAGCUAUCAAAUCUGCUUUCCUGCAUUGCUUUUCAAACAUGAAUGAAAUUUAAAAUGUACUUUUGGGAAGAAAAAAAAAAGCUUAAGUUUUCAAUACGUUCUACCUCAGCAAACUUAAACUGGAUACGACCGUCCUGUUCGGUAACCUCUUCUGACGCAAUGCUACUAAUUAAAAUUCAGCCUGCAGCGUUACCUAACUAAUGUGUGCACACCAUCUUCUGUCUCAAGUGUUAAAUCGAGCAGACUGCAGCCCUGGUUUUAUCCCAGAGUGAAUUGAUAUUUCUAUAUGAUACUAAAGUGGAGAUGCACUGAUCAGUUGACCAGAGAUCAAAAUCAGACUCUAUUUUGUAUUUCUUCAGUGGUGCUGAUCUGUGGUGAAAUACCAAAAUAUCUGACUUUUUCUUUUUUCUUUGUCUUUUUUUUUUUUAAAUCAAAUGCAUCAAAACUAAUUAUUUGUUAGGUAAGCACACCACUAGGAUUUCAUUUAGUUAUUUUUCUGUGUUUGGAUAAGUAUGGGAAAUGUUCUAAGUUUGUCCCUUGUUGCAUUUUUUUUUUUUUAAAGAAUCUGAAUUUCUUAAAAAUAAAUAUAUAUUAUUAGUUGUCUUCUUAACAUUUUUGUAUUUGCAUCAAAUACUGAGAUUCUGCUCAAGGUGCAAAAACUGUCAUUUCACAACUUUGUUUUUUUUUUUUUGCUUGCAUUUUGAUUUAAACAGAGUAAUCAAAGCAUUUUUUUUUAACAAACAAAAUUAAUCAGAAAUGACAAAUUGUCCAUUAAGGAAUCUGUAUUUACUGUUGCAUAAUUGAGUUUGCAUUUGACAAAUGGAGAUGUUGUAUAGAUUGUAAAACGAGCCUGACCUAAAUUACACCCAGAUGCCAGAAAAGCUGUGAAAUUUCCCUUUACCUCCCCGAGAGGAGAAUCGGAGGCCAUCUUAGGCACUGGGUAGUUUAUUGUUGCUGUUAGGAAGCGUGAGGCAUAUUUGUUUUAUUCCUUUAAAAAAAAAAAAUCUGCAUCUGUAGAGGCCAGGAAAUGUCUGAUCGGUGCAUCUCUAUAUGAAACAGGAGGACUUGUAUGAAAUAUCUUUAGCAUGUUUGUUUGCUCUUUCAGUGUUUUUCCUCAUACUUCAAAGCAGUGAUUGAGUAAAAAAAAAAAAAAGGAUCUCCCUGUAUUUGAUUACUGAUUUUUUUUUUUAAAAUGGCAUUGGUUUCUCACAAAAAGAAAAAAGAAUAUAUAAAAGUGAAAGAAAAUACUCGUUUUAAUUUGGUCUGAGAAAAAGUCGCCAAAUGCUAACCCUCACAUGAUACCCUGAACUUAAUUUCCCAUAACAUUGUCACCAUGGAUUUUUUUUUUUUGUACGUUUCUGGUGUCAUUCUUGUUUAAAAGAUUUUUUUUUUUUUUUACCCAAUAAUACCAUAACUGAAGAUUAUUUGGCAGCGAUUACAAUGUAAAACAAAUUGGUCCAGGUGCUUAAGACCCGCUAAGUGUGAUUACUUCACAAUUAGUAGAAUCAAAGUUGGAGGAAUCUUCCUCCAGCGGUUUGGGGUAAAUGGAAAUUUACUACCCCUCAGCCAGGAUGUUUGUGGGAGUCGGCAUAUACAGUAAUCAUGUGUUAUUCUGGUAAAAGCAUUGGAAACGGAGGGGAGGCGCAAUUGUCCUGGAAAGGUUCCUGCAGUCGAAACGCACCUAUAGUUUGUGAAAACGCUUUCACAGUGUCAAAUCCAGAUUUAUUAUGAAUUUUCUGCAACAUGUAAAUUGUAAACCGAUGGAAAAUCGAAAGAGGAAACAUGACCUGUAUGAAAAUCGCCUCCCUACCUUUUGCGUCGACAGCUGAAUGAACGCUCGGUGUGUGUAAAUAACUUCAAGAGGCGUUGUAAAAUGUGUUUUUAACCUGUACCUCUUUAAUAUUUUCUAUAUUUUUAAAAUGAUGCACAAACAGCUCGUGUACAGUGCGUGGGUGUUUAUGAUGUGAAGGCUUUGGAAAAGGAGAGUGUUGUCUCAUUCGUAAGAAAACAUGAGGUUAUUUUUUAAUUUGAGGACUUCUUUGAUUUGAUUUUAUUUUAUUUUAGUUUUUCAUUCACUCACUCAAACAGCAUACAAUAGGAAGUCCCAUCUUAUGUUGAGGCUAAAAUGAUUGUUUUUAAAAUUGAAAAAACAAAAUUUUUUUUUUUUUUUGAGAAAUUUUGAAAAAAAUCUGAUUUAUAUUUCUUCUUUUUUUUUUUUUAACUUUAAGUCUACAACCUGAAAUGUGUUUGCGUUUCCAACACUGGCAGACCAAACCGUUUAAUACGGUCAACUUUGGACUUGUUUUCCAGACAUUUUCUUUCUUUUAUGAUCACUUUGUUCUGUUUUCAUCACAUAAUCUUCUUUGUAAACAUCACCCAGGUCGUCUGAGCUGUCAUAAAGCUUUGGCUUCACCUACUGCUGUCUCUGUCCGUGCGUGUGUGUGUGUGUGUGUGUGUGUGUGUGUACAUAUUUAUUACAAGGGGUGAAUUUAAAAUUAAUUGUGCCAAAUGUCAACAUUUAUGCUAUACUAGGGAAAAAAAAAUCAAUAUGUUGAAAAUUAGAUAAUCAUGAUGAGUUUCUACAAAGUAUUUAAAAUGUUUCAUGAAGGUUUAUUUCUUAAAGACCAAUUUUUUAUAUACAUAUAUCUAUAGCCUUUUAAGGCUGUAUUCUUCACCAUCUGAUUGGUGGUUUAAUUCUGCCCGAAGUCGGCUGCGUGCGCGGAAACGCCGUUGAAUGUUUGAAGUCUUAGCCAGUUUCCAUCUGGUCUCAUUCUCCUGUCGAAAAGCUUUUAAUCAAGGCAAAUGAAAGUGUUCUUACUGUUUAUCAUGAUGUUUUGUGAAGCUCAAUGUGAAAGGGACCUGGGCUGGAAGGAAGAGAUUGCAUUAAAGGAAGAACAACUU